GAACUUUCCAGAACGCCCGGUGUGAGGCGGAGGAGCCGCGACCCGAGCUGCGCACAGCAACGCGCUCCCUCCCGCUCCCCCGCGCCGGCCUCGGCCCGCUCACCGAAAAUGGUGAAAGAAACCACAUACUAUGAUGUUUUGGGGGUCAAACCCAAUGCUACCCAGGAAGAACUGAAAAAGGCUUACAGAAAACUGGCGUUGAAGUAUCACCCUGAUAAAAAUCCAAACGAAGGCGAGAAGUUUAAACAGAUAUCUCAAGCUUAUGAAGUGCUGUCUGAUGCAAAGAAAAGGGAAUUAUAUGACAAAGGAGGAGAACAAGCCAUUAAAGAAGGUGGCGCAGGUGGCGGUUUUGGCUCCCCCAUGGACAUCUUUGAUAUGUUUUUUGGAGGAGGAGGAAGGAUGCAGAGAGAAAGGAGAGGUAAAAAUGUUGUACAUCAGCUCUCGGUAACCUUAGAAGACUUAUAUAAUGGUGCAACCAGAAAACUAGCUCUGCAAAAGAAUGUGAUUUGUGACAAAUGUGAAGGCCGAGGUGGUAAGAAAGGAGCAGUGGAGUGCUGUCCCAACUGCCGAGGGACUGGAAUGCAAAUAAGAAUUCAUCAGAUAGGCCCUGGCAUGGUUCAGCAAAUUCAGUCUGUGUGUAUGGAGUGUCAGGGCCAUGGGGAACGGAUCAGUCCUAAAGAUAGAUGUAAAAGCUGCAACGGAAGGAAGAUAGUUCGAGAGAAGAAGAUUCUAGAAGUUCAUAUUGACAAAGGCAUGAAAGAUGGCCAGAAGAUCACAUUCCAUGGUGAGGGAGACCAGGAACCAGGACUGGAACCGGGCGACAUUAUCAUUGUCUUAGAUCAGAAGGACCACGCUGUCUUUACUCGACGAGGAGAAGACCUUUUCAUGUGCAUGGACAUACAGCUGGUUGAAGCAUUAUGUGGCUUCCAAAAGCCAAUAUCUACUCUUGACAACCGAACCAUAGUUAUCACCUCUCAUCCAGGUCAGAUCGUCAAGCAUGGAGAUAUCAAGUGUGUGCUAAAUGAAGGCAUGCCAAUUUAUCGUAGACCAUAUGAGAAGGGUCGCCUAAUCAUUGAAUUUAAGGUAAACUUUCCUGAGAAUGGCUUUCUCUCUCCUGAUAAACUCUCUUUGCUGGAAAAACUCCUACCUGAGAGGAAGGAAGUAGAAGAGACUGAUGAAAUGGACCAGGUAGAACUGGUGGACUUUGAUCCAAAUCAGGAAAGACGGCGCCAUUACAAUGGAGAAGCCUAUGAGGAUGAUGAACAUCAUCCUAGGGGUGGUGUUCAGUGUCAGACCUCCUAAUGGGGCCAGUGAAGAACACUCACUGCUAGCAUUUUAUAUGCAGUGGUGAAUGAGUGAAGGACUAUAAUCAUAAUAUGCUCACUACUUGCUAUUGUUUUUGUUUAAAUAUUCAACUAUAGUAGUGUUUUAAAAGUUAAAUGAAGAAUAAACUCAAAUAUAAAAGCUC
Messenger RNA from Diceros bicornis minor, 1468 nucleotides. RefSeq names its product DnaJ heat shock protein family (Hsp40) member A1 (gene DNAJA1). Bases 109 to 1302 code for a protein of 397 amino acids. The transcript has 9 exons. Lineage: Eukaryota; Metazoa; Chordata; Mammalia; Perissodactyla; Rhinocerotidae. The record is from RefSeq and is a predicted model, not a curated record. Gene Ontology annotation, molecular function: ATP binding; Hsp70 protein binding. Gene Ontology annotation, cellular component: cytosol; cytoplasm. Gene Ontology annotation, biological process: response to heat; protein refolding.